AUGGAGCAGGAGCCAAUCGCUCUGGGUCUUGAUGUUCAGGUCGUUGACCCAGAUGUUCGGGGCUAUGUUUAUAGCCUGGUAACUGCGCUCGGAGGUUUCAAUGGCGAUGAUGCGGAUCGCUAUGUUUUGGGUGACGAUGCCCUGGCAUGUCUGCGCGAUAUCAAGCGGUGGCUGAAGCUCUACGACGAAAAGAAUAACCGAAUGGAUGUGGCGCGAUGCCUCGGAGAAGCCAAUCUAAUCAAUGGAGACCUGCUUCCAAUUCUUUCGCUCUGGUGGUCCAAUGGACAAAAGAACAAGCACAUGACGCGCAUUGCUCUAGCAUGCUUGGAACUUCUCGUGCCGUUGACUUGGCCAGUCGAGUUCCAUAGCCAGAUGACCGUCAACCACCACCGGCACACCCCUUACAUCCAGCAAGCACAAGUUCAGUACAAACGAGGUGUUUUAAAACAUGGUGGAUCGAACAUCCUACGCACGAUCAUACGGAUUGCCCUUCCCAGCAUGGCCCUGCCUCGGUCCGAGCGGGAGUCCCGAGACGAAGGGAUACUCAAAUUAAUGCUCUAUUUCCUGCGAAAUAUCGCCAUCAUAUCUACAAAUGCACGCUUGGCGGCUGAUGGUGAAGAAGAGGAGACUUCCAGAUCGGCUACUAUUGAAGCAUUCCAAGAACAGGACGCAUUCGCCCUGCUUCUGACUAUGUGCUCCAAUGUCGGUGAUGACUUCAACCUACAGGACGUGGUAUUGCUCGAGAUACUUUUCCACAUUGUGAAAGGCGUUAACGUCGAGAAACUGUUCAUGGACGACGAGCAGAAAAAGGCCAAGGGCGCGAAUGAACUGGGUGACCUUUUGCGUAAGGAGGAUAAAGUGCGAAGAGAAUACGCCAAAAAUGCGCCAACCCGACAUGGACGCUUUGGCACUAUGAUCUGGGUGAAGCGGGAUGAUGCCAAGGUAUCUACCGUUUCUGGGCAGAAUGUUUUGCGAGACGACCAAACCACCCUUCAGAAGAUGGACGAAAGCAAGAAAUGGAACAAACCUCAACCCCGUCGCAAGCAGGAAGAUGUAGUACAAAACAAUAACUUCAAUAUGCCCGCGCACCUCUCCUCAUCCGCAUCCAAGCACUUGCGAACCUUUGUGGAGGAAUUCCUGGACUCUGGAUUCAACCCUCUGUUUACCCACGUCCGUAAGGCGAUUGAGCGUGAAGCAGAACGGGUUCUGGAAAUCAAUUCUCGCCAAUUCUUCUACACGGUUGGCUGGUUUUUGGAAGCGGAGCGCACCCGACGGAGUCGACAGAUGAAGCAACACAUUCGGAGCGGAAAGAACGCCAAGGACAUGGAGCCAGACAGUUACGGUCUGGUUGCUGGAGUCUUGAAUCAAGAGACAUUCAUUUCCUUAAACCGUGCCAUGCAGAAUAGCCUGGACAACAAGGAGUGGGAGGAUCUGACAGCACAGAUGCGCUGUUUCACACAGAUUCUCUUAACUGUCCAGGAAAUGGCCGCAUCACCAAUUGAAGAAGACCAGGAUAUUGCCGAAAACAUCCAAAACCGUAUCUUCUACGAAGAAACAACUCACGACCGGAUCAUUGCUAUCAUGCGUGGAUACAAAGACCAAGGAUUUGGAUACCUGGAUGCUUCUACAGAGCUCCUACACGUAUUCUUGCGAAUGCUUGAACGCUACUCGAAGGAAAAUGCCGACAUGCAGGUUCGAUCCAAGCGAAGAGCCAGACGCAUUAAGAAAAAGGCUGCCCAAGCCAACGGAAAAGAUGGACCCGACAACGAGGAAGUACAAAACUCCGAAGAUGAGGACUUGGAGGAGGCCGCGGCGACCGUCAAGGAGCGUGCUUUCGAUUUCAAGCGCUUCGUGUCCAAAUUCUGCAACCAGAAGUGCGUUGACACGUUUAUCGCCUUUACAGAGUUCUAUCGUGAAUUGAACUCGGAGCAGUUGAAACGUGCUCAUCGGUAUUUUUAUCGCAUUGCAUUCAAGCAGGAGAUGUCUGUCCUCUUGUUCCGUUUGGAUAUUAUCAAACUUUUCCAUCGAAUGAUCAAGGGACCUGGAGGAAUAGACUCUAGUGAGCCUGUCUUUAAGGAAUGGGAGGAGCUGGUCCGCCAGCUUAUUCGACGACUCAUCAAGAAGAUUGACCAACGUCCUGCCAUGAUCACUGAAUUGCUGUUCAGCAAAAUCAACUCCACAGUGUACUACCUGGAGUACGGACAUGAAAAGCAGACCAUAUCUAAUACCAGACGCGCGCCCGCAGAUUUAGUAUUCACCUCAAAGGAAACAAAAACCACCAAAGACAAGCUGGGAAUUGUAGCUGGCGCCCUUGCUCUUGAUGGUCGAGCCGAUCUCGCAAAAUGGGUCGUCGAUGUUUUGACCUCGGCAGCCUCCGAAAGAGAGUCCUGGGAGGCACAGGACGAGGCUCGGCGCGCAGAGGACCCUGAGGCAGACAGCGCUCCUAGUCCGAUGAUCUACGUGGAAGCCCGCGACGAAUUUUGCCGGAAUGCAAUGUUCGCAAAUGCGAAGCUCCGACUUCUUAUGGGUGUGGUUGGGUUCGAACGAAUAGGAGUAGAAGACGUGCCUGGUGCUUCAUGGGUGAUCCCACCGACUUUGAAAUCGAGUGAUUUGCGGGAUUCUAUUACGAAUAUCAGCCAGACACUUGUCAACCCGAUUCCGGAGGGCAGUGCCGAAGACCCUCGUACUCUACUUACACGCAAAAAUGUCAGUGCCCGGAAUAGCGAGGCUCAUGACAUUCAUGAUGUCAAAUUUGGAUCAGACUCCGAGGGUGAAGAUACAGUUCCCGAUGGAAUCAUGUUCCCUCCUAACCCUCGAUCGAAGUCUAAUGCGCUGGAUGAGCUGAGGAAGAAAAGAAAGAAGAAGAGCAAGGCGGAUUCCGAGCAAGAGCCUUUGGAUGAUGAAACCAUUGAGGCUCGCCGACAGUCACGUCUCUCCAAUGCAUUGGCUCGUCAGCAGAAGAUCAAGAGUGAUCUUUUCAUCCAUGCUAGCGACGACGAGAGCGACGCGGAAGCAGACGCAGAAUUCUUCCGACUGGAAGAAGGGCGGCGAUUGGCGCAGGCGGAGAAUGUCAAGAAAGCCCUUCUUACUGGCAUCGUAGAAAAGUCGGUUGCCAAGGGCAAGAAGAAGGCGAGCGUCCGGAAGCGCCAAAGUGAUACAGCCGGUUCUGUCGCAGAGUCCAAGCGACGACGACGUGGAUCUGUCUCAGCCGGCAGUGGCGCGGACAGUGAUGGAGAUGAUGAUAUUCUCAUGACAAACAUGGGAGCCCAAUCGCCUGGCUCACCGCAGGAAGCGUCUACAAGUCGCGAUGCCGAAGAGAAUGAAGACACUCCUCUCACAUCGGCCGAGGAUGACAUGGAUUUCGAUGAAGAUUUUGCAAUCAGUCGGAACCGAAAUCUGAAGCCUUCGGUAGCCGAAACUGACGCGGACCCAGAUGAAGAGGAUGCCCCAAUUGUAUCAUCUCGACGGCGAUUAGGUGGUUUUGUGAUUGAGAGUGAUUCUGAGUAA
This is a messenger RNA of Penicillium odoratum, 3507 nucleotides long. RefSeq names its product putative DNA repair protein (Tof1) (gene tof1). Bases 1 to 3507 code for a protein of 1168 amino acids. The transcript has 4 exons. Lineage: Eukaryota; Fungi; Ascomycota; Eurotiomycetes; Eurotiales; Aspergillaceae. Gene Ontology annotation, molecular function: DNA binding. The record is from RefSeq and is a predicted model, not a curated record. Gene Ontology annotation, biological process: replication fork arrest; DNA replication checkpoint signaling; DNA repair. Gene Ontology annotation, cellular component: replication fork protection complex.